Molecule: messenger RNA, 1824 nt
Organism: Penicillium soppii
Lineage: Eukaryota; Fungi; Ascomycota; Eurotiomycetes; Eurotiales; Aspergillaceae
Exons: 1
Coding region: 1-1824 (607 amino acids)
Molecular function (GO): mRNA binding
Source: RefSeq, a predicted model, not a curated record
AUGAGCGGUAGCUCUAGCCAGUCCACUCGUACGAGUCCAGGGUCUUUUGGAACCACACAGCUCACCGAGUCCGUGUCAUCUGGUUCAUCGCCCCUACAGCAGUCACUCUCUUCUUCCCAAGCGCCUUUGACGGCUCAGCAUGCGAUGUCGACCGACGUGUACAGUCCGACUGCGUCGCAAGCGCCAUCUCUGAACAACACAUUCUCCUACCCAUUCUCUCCCAUCGGUACCUCGGGCUCCUUUGAUAACAACAUGCGCUUGGGUGAUACUGAUCGCAAUCUCCAGGGCCUGAAUGGCCUUGGUCGCGCCGGCAACGGAGGCGCGAUUCUCAUGCGCAAACUCCCACGAAACACUAGUCGCGAAGCACUUCGCAGCAUGCUGCUCUUCGCCAAGGACCUUGUUGACGCGGAUUUCGUGACAUUGGAUCUGCCUGAAGACGAGGGAUUCUUGACCGCGAUCGCGCGAUUCACUUCUCUGCCGGCUGCCGAAGAGGCCAGAUCCCUUCUGGAUGGCAAGCCAAACUCCAAGAACGACGCCAAAAUGAUCGUCGAAAUGUAUCCGGGCUCCAUGGGUUCCAACCUAUCGAACACGCGUCGCAAUACCAUCGACCACACAGCGAGCCGUGCAUUGAUGGGGGUUCCCUCGAACGGUCCUCUUGCGCGCCAAUCUUCGCGUUUCAAUGGCACUUUCCAGAGCUUGGAGAGACUUUCAAACGCCAACCCCAACCAGGCUAUAGGCGAAGGUCUUCCGACUUCCGAAUCAGGCUCGCGUAUGCAUAGCCUUUUCUCCCCACAAUCUCCGAUCGGAAACGGCAUCGAUAACUUGCCUCGCAUUACCGGAAAGUCCAUGAUCGAUGAAGACCCAGACGAGGAAACUGGGGAACUGCUUAAGGAUCCGGUUGGAUAUGCAGAGAACGGCCACUCCACCAAUAUAUCCGCCGGGCGCCGGGCGACCAACCCUACAAUUCCGGUCAACCAUUUUGCCAACAUGUCGCUAUCGACAAACAUGUCUUCUCCCCCUUUGCCAAACUACCCUGGAGGUGGUGCGCAACGCAUGGGUGGUGGAACACCCGCAUCUGCAUACCCUAGCCAAGGUCAUGGUUUCCCAUAUAAUGCUCAACAUACCCCACGCCAUAGUCUUCCUGCUGCGAACCCCAAUGACCUGAACCCCCCUUGCAACACAUUGUAUGUGGGCAACUUACCCCCGGACACUUCCGAAGAGGAGCUCAAGGCUCUUUUCUCCAAACAACGUGGGUACAAGCGACUUUGCUUCCGAAACAAGCAGAACGGCCCUAUGUGCUUUGUUGAAUUCGAUGAGGUGGCCAUGGCUAGCAAGGCGCUUAAUGAACUCUACGGCUACAAGUUGUCCAACAGUGUCAAGACUGGCAUCCGUCUCAGUUUCUCAAAGAACCCGUUGGGUGUGCGUUCCGGUCAACCCGGCAGCAUGAACUCCUCCAACUCGGUCUCUAAUCAGGGUGCAGCCCCUGGAGGAAGCAGCUUAAGUGGAAUUCAUAAUAACAUGUUCUCGGCUGUCAACGGCCCCCCUCCUGGACUGGCAGCACCCCCUGGACUUGGCAUGGCCAUGCCCGCGCCACCAAUGCGCAAUGGCAACAUGCACACCCCGGUCAACCCCCACCCGGGAUUGAUGAACAACGGUUCCUACAACCCCAACUCGGGCCUUGGCAUCAGAAACGGAGCCAAUUCAAUGAUGAUGUCGCCCCCACCCCCAAGUAGUAGUGGUGGUGGUGCCGGCGGUAACAACAACGCGGCGUCGAACCUCAACGGCUAUCCUACCUUCUACCCCGACUACAUGAUGGGUCGCUAA